Messenger RNA from Stegodyphus dumicola, 1533 nucleotides. It is a transcript of the gene IA-2, whose product is annotated as tyrosine phosphatase IA-2. Gene Ontology annotation, biological process: protein dephosphorylation; regulation of secretion. Gene Ontology annotation, cellular component: secretory granule; synapse. The record is from RefSeq and is a predicted model, not a curated record. Lineage: Eukaryota; Metazoa; Arthropoda; Arachnida; Araneae; Eresidae. Gene Ontology annotation, molecular function: protein tyrosine phosphatase activity.
AUGAGAGCAGCCAUAACUAUUCUCAUUGCAUUUCCCAAAUUUCACGAGCCUUGGAUUAGUUCUUCCAGGGGCCUUGUUUACACUCCUGAAGUGUGUUGCCUCUUUAGCCCGAUACUUUGUGAAAGAGAUGAAGAAUGUUACGAUGAUAAUGCCUUUGGUCGUUGCCAGAUGCCUUAUGGUUUGGACACAGACAUCUAUCGCCAUCUUUUGGGCUCUGAAACAACUAAACUUUUGGAAAGAGAACUAACACGACUCUUCGCAGGAGGUUAUCGCUGGCAACAUGACUACACACAGUGCGUUGUCCAGAAUAUUUUGUAUUCCAGUCGUCACAGAAUAUCUUACGAUCCUGGUUUGUGUUCUCGAGUCUUACAAUUCACGACACCCGAUGUGCCCAUGAACAUACUCUCCGAAUUGCAGUCUCCAAAGCCAGACGAACUAGCAUUCGUAAAGUUUAAGCCUAAUAGAGAAAACUCAGAAAAUAAUAUAUUUGCUGACGAAAUUUUCACCCCACCGAUAUUUCGAGAAGAAAAUGUUAAAGACACCAGAAAGAGAUCUCCAUUAUUCAACCAUGAAUCUUCUGAACAAGAAUGGUCAAAGAAAUUUCAUCAAAGACGCUUCGAUCCUGAUUCAGAGAGCCCCGCUGAUAAGCAAUACCUUUUUAAUAAGCUAAUGGAGGCUGCUCAAGACACAGAGAAAUUAUUUGAAAAUUUUGGAGAAACUUCGAACCGAUUUCCUGAAGAUGAUACACCAGUGAUCAAAACUGAUUUGUCUUCCGAUAUGAAUCAACGCCCAGCAUUUACAGAGGGUGGAAUGGAAUGGUUACCAGUCAAUGAAGACAGUGAUUUAGCAUCAGACGAUGUAGUAGAUUCCUAUGAGAAAAAAAGAGUUCGAUUGCCAAGUCAUACAAUAAAUGAAGUCGCGGAUGUUGAGGAGGAGAAUAGAGACGAAAUACCUUCUUUUCCAAAAAGUGUGUAUCAACCCAUAGAUAGUGCUGGAAACCAUGAUGAAAAUUCUUACGAGAAGCCGACAUUUGGAAUAUUUCCUCAAGAUGAUGAAGAUGAAAAUUUCCGUUGGAACCCUAGGUUUACAAGUUCCAUUGAUGUCAGCCAACUGCCGUUUGCAAACAGAGGAGAAACCAAAGGCAUUUCAAAAUCAGAUGUUUCAGAUAAUAAUAGUCUGAGUGAUGUUAUUGAAGAUGAUUAUUUAGAAGAUCAACUAUAUGCUAUCUUGCCUGCUAAUAAUGGGUUGCCUACGUUUACAAGAGAUAUGCGCUAUGAUACAAAGAAGCCAGGCCCAACAUAUAUGCUCCACGAAGACGAAGAUGGUGAUACUUCAAAUGAUAUGACAGAGCAAGACAUCAACGCUUAUAUCGCACGACUAUCAAAGGCCUCGAGCAAAAAACAGUUGCUUUCUGUGUUACGACCACCUGUUGGAGAACAGAAAUCGUCCAAAAUGUCAUUGCCAAGCCGAGAAGUAAUAGCAUUUCAGGAUAAUCAGAAUUAUUAUGUGCCUGAUGAGAUUCCAUUACAAUGA